UUGCUAUCAGUACAGACAGACCCACACACAUGUACACAACUCAGUCAGGAAAUAGCCUCAAUAUGGACAAUAACGGUCAAUUUGAUAACUUCCCAAGUUGACAGUAGCUGUGGAUUACUUAAUACUUUCAGUUUGGGAAAAUACGUUAAGGAAAAAAAACUCGGACUGGAAUUUUUGGAUCUUUAUAUUGAAAAUGUUUAAAUUGUGAAUCAGUUAGUUCAAGAAUCAUUAGGAUACGCUGUUACGCUGUGAAUGAGAGUUUCGCUGUUUCUUGUGAUAAUUUAAAAGGAUUUAACAAUGGGUGCCAACAAUUCUCAAAUUCAUGAUCGGUCAUCUUCGGAUCCGAGAGUUUUUAUCCAGCGUGGUGAUGCCAGCACGAGAUUGGAGUAUCAUGGAGUCUGCUAUCAGGAAGGCAAGCCGUCUGCACCAGAUGGUGUUCCUUUUGUGAAGAACAUUUCUCAUAAUUGUCUUACGCUCAGCUGGUCGGCUCCCAAAGGGUUUCCACCUAAAUCAAUACUGGCUUAUCAAAUUGAAGUGUACAAUGUGUUUGAGCAUCGUUGGAAGGUUGUAACAAAUUCUUGCCAAGGGACAAGCUAUGAUGUGAAAAAUCUAGCACCUGACACUGAAUACCGAUUUCGAGUGAGGGCUGAAAAUUUGUAUGGACGAAGUCGCCCUGGUCAUGUAUCGCCUGUGGUUCGUACAAGAGACAUAAGUGAGUGUUCACAACAAACAGACAAAGUAUUUACGAAACCACAAAAAAUUGUGCGUAGACACAGUCACCACAUAAAAGUGGAUGGUGGCGUUGCAACAUUACUGAAACGUACAGAGGAGAGUAAGUUUGAGAAUCAUAUAGGAACAAUUCCACUCAAGCGGAACAGCAGUCUGCGAGGCUCACUUCCUGUUCAGAGGCGGUCUGUCUCUGCUGUGUUCCCUGGGUCAAGGCGGGACAGUGUCAAUAGUUUUCGUGAAUCACGUCGAUCAUUAGAGGAAUCUUCCAUUGCCACAGGGGAUUCGUCUGCUCCCACUGGAGACGAUGAAAGUGCGUCUGGUUCUUUAAGACUGAAACGUUUCUCAAAUAUGUCAACUUCUACUACAACAGAAGACGAAUCUUGUAACCAAUCGACUUCAGCGUCUUCAAUGACCUCUAUACCAGAAGAAGCAGAUGUAAUGGAUAAUUACACUAUUCCAGAGGAAGAUGAUUUUCUUACUUGUCAGCUAAAUAUGGGUGAAUCUGAUUGGAAAUUAACAGGUCCAUGGACAUUGUCUGACAACAAUAAAGACAAGGGAGAUAACUCUCAAUGGAAUUCAUCAUCAACCUGUGCAAGUAAUUCUCAACAGUGGCAAUUGUCGAAUAAUGACAAUCAAUGGAAAGCAAAGACACAAGAGGAGGAUCCGUGGGACCUUGGCCUGAAUCGAUGGGGUUCAUCAGGGGGAGAUAACUGUCAUUCACAAGACAUAAUGUCUGCACCAUAUUCAGAUGAUACAAAAAUUGCCUGGUGCUCUCCUCCCUCUACAGAGAGAAGUAUGAAACCUUACAACUGUCAGAAUGAUACUCCUGUUUGGAAAGGACAGAACAGUUACCAUAACAACAAAAACUUUAGUUCUUUUCGAGGAAUGCUUAAUGAUGACGAUAUUGUGAUAAAAAAUUUAAGUUCAGACAGUAAUGGGAAUUAUUCUUUCGAUCCGAAGGAUAGACAGUGUUGUGUUAUCGAAGAAGAUGAUGAGGCUAUGGAUUUAGUAUCUGCUGUAUGACCAUGUAUUUUGUUUCCAUGGAAACAAUUUAUAUUUAAACUUACCAAACCUAAUGAAGUGCCAUUGUCAUUGCCAUGGAUAGAAUUUAGUGCUUUACUUAACAGUACAGACCAAAUAUGGAGUGCAUGUGAUAUCUGAAUGUGGAUUGGAGAGAAGUUAGCCAAUCGCAAACCAACGAAAAUACAUCUAAUGAAAGCUUUGAUUGGUGGAUAAUGAUGAACCAUUCAGAUUUGUGAUAUAAAUGUUUCUACUUCAAAAUAGAAAAAAUUGAUACAGUUUUUAAAUGACUUAUACAUUAUUGAAUUUUAUUUUUUUUUUUACAUUUUUACCAUGUCUCAACUUUAAGAUGUGAAUACUUAAUUAAUCUCUAUCCAGGAAAAAUGCAGGUGUUAUCUCUAUCUUUUAGUCUUCAAAAUAAGGAAUUUAACUUUUUAUGUUGUCGAUAAGUAGAAGUAAUUGAGAACGCUAAUUAAACAUUCUGAAAUUAAUAAUUUUAUCGGAUAAGUGUGUGCCUUAAAGUUGCUCGGUAGUGUUUUACUAUUUAUUGAAGAUUGCCUCAGCAGAUAAAUGACACUUUAUUUAUGGGUCUAAGCAGCUUACGAAUUAGAGGAAAUGAGAAAAAUAUUAGAAAAUAAGGCAAAAAAUUAUUUCUAGGAAUUAAGUAAUUAUAAUUACCACAAUUUUGUGAGAUCAAGACAUUCACACAAUUGAUAUUCAAAUUGUUGAUAAUCUCAUUGAAACAUUAAAACAAAUUUGUGUGACUCUUGUGCUUUCAUCUAAUCGCUUUAUUCUACAAAAUGUGUUCUUCUCCAUUGUCAUAUUUGUAUGUAUAUGUCCUCUCUAUGUAUUGUUAUGACAAAUACAGAAACUAAAAUACGA
This is a messenger RNA of Ylistrum balloti, 2631 nucleotides long. RefSeq lists its product as uncharacterized. The record is from RefSeq and is a predicted model, not a curated record. NCBI's taxonomy places the organism in Eukaryota, Metazoa, Mollusca, Bivalvia, Pectinida, Pectinidae. Gene Ontology annotation, molecular function: protein binding. The transcript has 2 exons. The coding region runs from base 298 to 1752 and encodes 484 amino acids.